CAAAAAAAAACUAAAGCCUCAUUCUCUCAACACCCCUCCCCCACGUCCGGUCAUGGCCGGCGAACGGCCGUGCCGCCGCAAUGGUGAUCGGAGCCCUCAACAAAUCGGGUUUUUAAUCCCGCCUUCAAACCCGUUCGAAGGCUCAACCUCCAUAUCCCGAAAGACCGAAGGAGAAGAGUCUUUCUUGCCUUCUCUUGGUCUGACUCCGGCGACGGAAAGGAGCCUCCGGCGACGGUGCUUACGGCGAUUCAGUGUCAGGCGCGCGUGGAGGAGUGGUGCCGGCGACGGCGGCAUGCGAGGGAGGCUGGCAGAGGCAUGCGGCGCUAGGAUUUCUGCAUUUCUUUUUGUUUGGCUGAAAUUGUUUAAGUUGUGGGCCAGUCGAGCCUCUAGGGUUUUUAUUUAUUUAUUUAUUUAUUGGGCAUUUGGGCAUUAUUAUUUUGGGUUAUUUUCAUUUGUUUUGGGUCUUUAGGCCCAGGUCAAAAUUGACCUGUUACAACACACACAUGUACAAUCAACAACUAGUGGUGUUUUUUUUUAGCCAUGUUGAAAUAUGUAUGAAACGUACAACUAGUGCUGCUUCCUCGCCUUACAUUCUAUCUUGAUGCACAAAUUAUUAUAAAUAAUUACAAGAGAAGUCUCUUUAUUUUUCACAAA
Molecule: messenger RNA, 654 nt
Organism: Gossypium raimondii (Peruvian cotton)
Lineage: Eukaryota; Viridiplantae; Streptophyta; Magnoliopsida; Malvales; Malvaceae
Exons: 2
Coding region: 53-469 (138 amino acids)
Source: RefSeq, a predicted model, not a curated record